CUGGAGUCUGGAACUGAAUAUUCCUCGAUGGUAUACGCAAUGUAAUAUACAAUUCUGCUGUUCUUUCCUACAUCCCUGGCUGUUUUUCCCUAAGGUCAACGAGAAGCUGGGUAUUUUAUUCGGAUCACGUUUAUAACCCUAGGUUCUUUAUAUGUUUUCAUUGUGGAAGAUGGGCUCAUUAGUGGCUUGCGGUUUAUUGGUUUCCGUUGCCUUUACGCUUGUGAUCGGUUGCUUUUCCAUCUUUCUAAUCUACCGUCGGAGAAAGUAUUCUCACAUACCUGGCCCGCCUAUCAAGAGCUUCUUCAAGGGUCAUGCGUUUGAAGUGCAGAAAAAUUUAGCAAAAGGAGAACACACUACCCAUCAUUUGAUUCUUGAAUGUAUCUUCCAGGCACAAGAUGUAUGGAAAAGUCAUCUGUGUUUGGUUCUACCAUGAACCUCUCAUCAGUGUGUGUGACCCUGACUUAGUCAAGUAUUUGAUGGUAACAAAGAAUGCUCCAAAACCUAUUAAUGGCUACAAGCCUCUAAGUGAAGUUUUUGGUAAAAGGUGCUUGGGUCAAGGGCUUGCCACAGAAUGUGAUGAAAAGCGAUGGAGCCUUGACAGAAAAACAUUCAACCCAGUUUUCCAUAGACAGUGUCUCAAGGACAUGAUGUCAGCCUUCAAUAGAAGUACUGAUCUUUUCAUAAACAAGCUUCUCAAGAUUUCUGAUGGCCAACAGGAAAUCAUGAUGGUCCCAGAAUUCUCAAAGAUAGCCCUUGAUGUCAUUUGCAAGGUAGCUUUUGGUAUGGAUGUGGAUCUUGUCAAUGACACCACCAACCAACUUCCUGAUGCUGUCAUAAAUAUGAUGCAGGGUGUUGAGAAGUCUAUCUACAAACCAUUUGAAUGGUUAAAUCCCUUUGCUUGGCAAUCUAUCAAGAAUGCCCACAGAGGUAUUGAUUUUGUGAGGGAAACAGGAAAAAAGGUUAUUGAGGUCCGCAUGCUAGCUAUGAACCAUGGCGAGCAAGUCCCCAAUGAUAUUUUGCAGAACAUCAUCGCAUUGCAAGAAAAAGCGGGUCCAACAGACUUUGAAAGGAUGCUUGAUCAUUUUGUCACUUUCUUCAUCGCUGGACACGAGACUACUGCUAGUCAGAUGGCCUUCUGCUUGCUUGAGAUCGCUGACAAUGAGGAGAUCAGAGAAACUCUCGUGGACGAGAUAUCAAGGGUCCUCGGUGACAGAAAAUAUGUGGAAUUUGAUGACUUGGCGAAGAUGCACAAGCUGGGAAACGCGUUGAAGGAAACUUUACGGCUUUAUCCGAGUGCUCCUGGGUUUGUAAGAGAAGUCGGUGAAGAUGAUGUGCUAGCAGGAAUACCAAUCCCUAGUCAUACUUCUGUACUGGUGAGUAGCUAUGUGUCCGGGAGAUUUCCAGAGUUCUGGGUGAACGCCGAGGACUUUAACCCAAUGAGGUUCGAGGAUGACGAGCAGGUCGCAAGGUCUCACUUCACCAUGUUCCCGUUCUCUCUUGGCCCGCGCAGUUGUAUUGGACAGCACUUUGCUAAGAUCGAGGCUAAAGUGGUCCUGGCCAGGUUUCUGCAGACUUUUAAGGUGAAGCUUGCGCCAGGUCAGACCAAGACUAUUGCCGAGAAUAUGACGUACAAACCGAGAGACGGGGUCGUCUGCAGGCUAACGCGAAGAACAUAGAUUUCUGUAGAUAUUUCUGUCUCAUUCGUAAAAGCUGCGUCGACGUGGCUUCGGUUUUUAGACUAAUGUAAAAAAUUUUUCUAAAGCCUUGUGAAACAGCGCUAGUAUUGCCGAUAAAAAAUCCCGGUCAAGCAAUGCUCAUGGAGUAUUUACUGCGCAAACAAUUCAUUUGUCUUGUUGCAAGCCGAGCAAUGCUGGCGCUUGUUGCACGGGGGUUAAAAGCCACCAAAAGGUAUUGAGAUCUCUUUUAGUACAAGAAUAUCGCCUAAUAUUGAAAACAACAGUGAUUACCUUAAAGGAGGUAGGAGGUGAAUAAGAUAAUUUUUUAAUUGUAAUGUACUUGACAAACUCGUGAAAUGCUAAAGAUCCGUUCUGGGUACCAUGGCCCCGGAGGCUCGCACGUCUCUCGGUUACCCAUAAGCCAGUGCGUCCUUGACUUAGCUACAUUCGAGGCUCUGGAAUCAGGCUUAGAUUAGGAAGGAAAAUACCCCUGGGUUACCGAAGAUGGUGAAAUACACGAUAGUCUACCAGAAAUCAUGAAAAUGAGCCAGGAUACUAUUAUUUGCUCUUAGGGUAGGCUAGGAGAAGUUUCUCUCAGAGAAUGUAAUGAGCGUAUAAUUAUCCGUAGGGGAGUGAUGUAUUAAUUUAUCUUACACGUCCAGUGUUUGUCAUAAAUACCACGAUAAUAGUACACCAUAAUAGUAUGACGGAAGUAUAGAUGUAUUUCGACUAUUAAUAAAUAAUUGAAGCUAUAAUUUGAAAUAAAAUAAUUCAACGUGUA
Nematostella vectensis (starlet sea anemone) is the source of this 2457-nucleotide messenger RNA. Its product is annotated as cholesterol 24-hydroxylase. Gene Ontology annotation, molecular function: iron ion binding; cholesterol 24-hydroxylase activity; heme binding. NCBI's taxonomy places the organism in Eukaryota, Metazoa, Cnidaria, Anthozoa, Actiniaria, Edwardsiidae. The record is from RefSeq and is a predicted model, not a curated record. The transcript is spliced from 14 exons. Bases 396 to 1676 code for a protein of 426 amino acids. Gene Ontology annotation, biological process: cholesterol catabolic process.